Messenger RNA from Symbiodinium sp. CCMP2456, 1135 nucleotides. Lineage: Eukaryota; Dinophyceae; Suessiales; Symbiodiniaceae. The record is from the annotation of a GenBank genome assembly.
GUACGCGCACCGGUUGAGCACGAUACCUGUUGUCAUAACCCUGUCAUUGAUCAUGCCCACGACGAUCGCUCUACGCUUUAUUUGGCCUUCGAGCAUGGCUCCCGACCGCUUGAGGGAUCUGCUACAGCUGGCACGGCCGGGCUGGCGGCGGAAGGACGUCGAAGCCAUCGAAGCCAGGCUGUCGAGGGUGGGCAUCACUACCGUCAGCGAGCUGCAGGCGGCGGUGCUCAGCAAGACGCUGAACCAGACCCUCCACCGCAGCCAGCAGAAGCCUUUCCCGGCCGUGACCUUGCGGGCGCUGACCGCGGUGGCCGAGGGCCUGACGGAGAGUACAGGUGAGAUGCCGAGGCCAGACCGCGAAGGUUCGAAGGAGGAGUUCCCGAGGCUCCACGGCCUCUCCCAUGUGUCACGUUCGCCGAGGUGGACAUUUAGCCUGUCCUCCGGCGAGAACAUGAGAAGGUUGCAACCCCCUGGCCCUGGAUCGUAUGAUCCCUACAUCGAUGCAUCGCCAGACUUCGCGUCGCGACAUUCCAAGGGCCCCAUCUUUUCGUUUGGGCUCUCGAGCAGAGACGGUAUGGGCAAGCCGAAAAUCCCGGGACCCGGUGCCUACGAGCUGGCCAAGGAGGCCGGGUCGGGUGCGUCGAAGUGGACAAUCACGCCGAGGCGUGAGAAGCCGGGCGCCAGCGCUGCUGGCACCGCCGGUGCCGGCACUGGCACUGCUUCGGCGGCGACCACGGGCGGAGCCGCGGCCCCGGCUGCGCCGGUCACCGGCUUCGGCGAGACGCCGGGCCCGGGGGACUACGAGAUCGAGGCGCUGCUGGGCAAAAAAUCGCCAAAGUACUCGGCAGGGAAGAAAUUCGACUCGGGCGAGGCCGAGAAAUGCCCAGGGCCUGGCGACUACUGGCAGGCCUUUGGGUCCCUGGAGCUGGGCCUUUGGCGGUGUGGCUUGGGGCUUGGGGUUCAAUGUCUAGGGCCUCCAGGGUUCAGAGUUCAAGCGUCCUCUCAGGAGCUGUGGCUUUGCCCAAGGUUCCAACUCCCAAGGUCGAAACCUGCGCCGACUUCUUCCUCGCCCCAGGGUCCGAUGCCCCAAAGCCUCAGCCCUACGUCUUCCGCACAACACUCUUUGAGCCCAUAA